Lolium perenne is the source of this 2594-nucleotide messenger RNA. RefSeq names its product probable LRR receptor-like serine/threonine-protein kinase At1g51810. Gene Ontology annotation, biological process: protein phosphorylation. Gene Ontology annotation, molecular function: protein binding; protein kinase activity; ATP binding. The record is from RefSeq and is a predicted model, not a curated record. NCBI's taxonomy places the organism in Eukaryota, Viridiplantae, Streptophyta, Magnoliopsida, Poales, Poaceae.
AACACCACAUGGUGAUCAGCUCGAGUUGCUCGGCGUGCACAAAGCUGAGAUGGAUCUUUGCACUGCUUCUCAGCCUGGCCACGGUCAGUCAAGUCCGAGCCCAGCCCAGUCUUGGGUUUGUAAACAUCGAUUGUGGAUGGACAAACAGUACUAGUAACUACACAGAUAGCAUCACAGGAUUACAGUACUAUUCUGACGGUGACUUAGUCGGGGGUGGUUUCAACCACGAGAUGUCACCAGAAUUCAUGGCUGGUGCAGGCAAUGAGCAGCAAAAAACCCUGAGGAGCUUCCCUCACGGCUCAAGAAAUUGCUAUACACUAAAAUCCAACGUCAAUAAUAAGUAUCUGCUGAGGGCCACUUUUACUUACGGCAACUACGAUAGGUUGAACAAGACUCUGGAUGGAUCGCUGUUCCUUUUUGGGCUCCAUAUCGGCGUCAAUUUCUGGGAGGCGGUGAACAUGACAAAUUGGGAUCCAUCAUUGACGGUAUGGAAGGAGGUGCUCACCGUUGCUCCGGACAACUCCGUGUCCGUCUGUCUGAUAAACUAUGGUUCAGGAACUCCAUUCAUAUCUUCGUUGGAGCUUAGGCCCCUCGACGAUACCAUGUACACUUUUGUUAAUACUUCAGUAUCCAUCAGCUACUUUCAGCGGUUCAGAUUUGGCAACGUCACCGACUUAUUCACAAGAUAUCCGACGGAUCCUUAUGACCGGUUCUGGAAGAGAUGGGACCUCACGUCAUACCCCUGGAUCAACCUGCACACUAGACACACAGUGCGGCCCCCCCCUGACAGCAACAACGGUUUUAACGUUCCGUCAGCCAUCUUGCAGAAGGCCUCGACCCUAGACACGAACUACUCCUUCAUAAGCAUUAAUGUGGUACAGGGUCCGAAUCUAGCAGACGCCAGGAGCCUACAACUUCUCCCAAUCUUUCACUUCGCCGAGAUCAGCGAGAGCAAGCUGAACAGGAUGUUUGACAUCUACAGCGACGGAGAUAUGCUGUUCCCAGACUACACCCCGUCGAAAUACCCGAUGGAAAUGUACCAGGCCGGGCAGUUCCUGCAAAACGCCUCUGCGAACUUCUUAUUGAACAAGACAACCAACUCGAGUCUUCCACCCAGCAUCAACGCGUUCGAGGUGUACUCGCUUGUUCGGAUGGAGAAUCGCACCACUGACUCCGAUGAUGUCAAUAAGAUAAAAGAGAUCAAGGUGCAAUACAAUUUGGGACGAAUAAGCUGGAAUGGAGAUCCAUGCUCCCCAAGAAACUAUAUAUGGGAAGGUUUGACUUGCGACUACUCUAAGAGCCUCCCGAAUCCGAGGAUUGUCACGCUAAACCUGUCUUCCUGCGGGCUGAAAGGUGUGUUAGCCAUAUCAUUCAUGAACAUGGUAUCCCUGGAAAACGUGGAUUUAUCACACAACAACCUGACGGGAGCUAUUCCAGACUAUCAACUUAAGUCACUCAAAAUUCUCAACUUGUCCAAUAACCAGCUAGAUGGGCCAAUCCCUGAUUCUAUUCUUCAAAGAGUUCGGGCUGGUUUGCUUGAUUUAAGAUUAGAAGGCAAUCCCAUAUGCUCAAAAUUCAAAGAUACGUACUGCUCAAAUAAGAAGAAGAAGACGAGCAUACAAAUCUUGCUCAUCGCAGUGAUAGUUCCUGUAGUACUGAUAUCCCUCCUAGUAGUAAUGUGCAUUCUCUGGACGUUAUGCUGGAAAGGGAAAUCAGGAGACAAUGAGGACUAUGCUAUGUAUGAAGAAGAAACCCCCCUACAUAUUGACAUCAGAAGGUUCACCUAUGCAGAGCUGAAGCUCAUAACAGAUGAAUUCAAAACAAUUGUUGGAAAAGGUGGUUUCGGUAUUGUUUAUUAUGGCACACUAGAAAAUGGUGACGAAGUAGCUGUUAAGGUGCUUAUGGAGACAUCAAUAGCAGAGUCAAAAGACUUCCUCCCUGAGGUACAAACGUUGUCCAAAGUUCAUCACAAGAAUCUUGUGGCUUUGAAAGGAUAUUGCCAAAACAAGAAAUGCCUCGCACUCGUUUAUGACUUCAUGUCCAGAGGAAAUCUUCAACAACUUAUCAGAGGAGGAGAUGACUAUAGCUUGAACUGGGAACAACGACUUCAUAUUGCACUUGAUUCUGCACAAGGACUGGAGUAUCUACAUGAAUCAUGCACCCCGUCAAUAGUUCACAGAGAUGUGAAGACCCCCAACAUCCUUCUGGACAAGAAUCUAGUGGGGAUAAUAUCUGAUUUUGGGCUUUCACGGGCUUUUAAUGAUGCUCACACGCACAUAUCUACUGUUGCUGCUGGCACUCUCGGCUACCUCGACCCUGAGUACCAUGCAACUUUUCAACUCACAGUCAAGACAGAUGUAUACAGCUUCGGCAUCGUGCUCUUGGAGAUCAUCACUGGCCAGCCCCCGGUAGUGAUAGAGCCGCCUCAUACCUUCCACCUACCAAACUGGGUACGCCAAAAGAUUUCCAAAGGCAGUAUUCAUGAUAUCGUAGAUAAGAGACUAUUGGAUCUGUACGACGCUAGUUCACUGCAGAGUGUGGUGGACCUUGCCAUGAACUGCGUUGAAAACGCAGCCAUUGACUCCUCGAAAUAG